ACUGCCUCAGACAGCCACCAAGCAGCUGAGGAGAGAGCAGCCAGACGUACCCAUCAUGUCCGACAAGCCAGAUUUUGCAGAAAUUGAAACAUUUGACAAGACCAAGCUGAAGAAGACAGAAACCAGAGAGAAAAAUCCACUGCCCACUAAAGAAACUAUCGAACAGGAAAAGCAAAGUGAAAGUACAGCCUGAGCGUAAAAUUGAAGAUGUGACUGCUGCUUCUUCAGUGGGGUUUUGGCUUCCGAAUUGGGUUGUGUUGUUUUGUCCCCCCCAUCCCAUGUUUGUUGCCCAUUUAUUGUAGCAAACAUUUGCUCAUUUAAUGUUCCCCAGGGAAGAAGUUUGUUUUGUGUUUGUUGAACAAGAUACUGUGUGUUUGUAUUCUUAAAACUGUAAUUCCAAGUUCUGUAUCAACCCCAUUACUUGCCAAAAAAAAGCAAUUUGCAUAAAAAUUGUUUUCCUAAACCUCACAAUAAACAGGUUUCUUCUGA
Molecule: messenger RNA, 489 nt
Organism: Pygoscelis adeliae (Adelie penguin)
Lineage: Eukaryota; Metazoa; Chordata; Aves; Sphenisciformes; Spheniscidae
Gene: TMSB4X
Product: thymosin beta 4, X-linked
Exons: 3
Coding region: 56-193 (45 amino acids)
Biological process (GO): actin filament organization; regulation of cell migration
Cellular component (GO): cytoplasm
Molecular function (GO): actin monomer binding
Source: RefSeq, a predicted model, not a curated record